Molecule: messenger RNA, 1453 nt
Organism: Mycotypha africana
Lineage: Eukaryota; Fungi; Mucoromycota; Mucoromycetes; Mucorales; Mycotyphaceae
Exons: 4
Coding region: 149-1210 (353 amino acids)
Molecular function (GO): RNA binding
Source: RefSeq, a predicted model, not a curated record
AUAUAAAAAAGGACCGUCUUUUUCGUUGACGGGUCUCCCUUACCCCCCUUUUUUCAUCUUUUCUAAUUUUCAACUCGUUUUAUUUCUUAUUUGCAAAAAAUUAAUAAGCGCAAAUCAUCUUAUCUUAUCUAAUAACCCACCAAGUAAAAUGACGGAUAACUUUAAAUCACUUAUUGUCAAAAAUCUUCAUUCCAAUGUCACUGAGGAUUCCCUCAAGUCAGUAUUUACUCUGAUUUCGCCUGUGAAAAGUGUGAAAUUAGCAGAACAUACAAAUUCAAAGGCCAACUCAAAUUGUGCUGUCAUUGAUUUUUAUGAACAUGAAGGUGCUGAACAAGUGAUACAUACCAUGGACAAACGCACGCUGAAUAAUCAGCAAAUAUCAGUGCAAUGGAAUACCAUCAACAAUAAUUCUCAUUUCGAGUUUCAAGAACAAGAAGCAUCGCAACAGCAGCAAGAACAAGAUCAACAUGAACAACAAGCCUCUGAAGAAGAAGAGGAUACCUCCUCCCUCAGUUCCUUGGAUGAUCUUGAUUAUAUUGAAGAUGUUCAUAAAGCACACUCAAGACGUGCGUCUGUGACAGACCAUGACAAUAGUAAUUAUGUCCUUCUUUCAAACGAGCCCUAUGAAAGAGUGUUUGCUCAGACGCCUCUGUACAUUACUUCUAUUUGUGUUCGCAAUCUACCCAAGAAUGUCAUCAUGCAUGAUAUUGCUCCCCAUUUCCAGCAAUUUGGCCAUGUCUCGGAUAUUCACAUCAAGACGCUCGAGAACGAACAAAAGAAGGCGAUUGUCAAGAUGGACACACAUGCGAAUGCUGCUACCGCUAUUUGUGCUCUCCAAGGCAUCACCAUCGGCGGAAAAUCCGCUGUCCUCAACUGGUCCACCACAGAAGAAGAAGAAACCAUCAACAGAAAGAUCAAUAAUGAACAUCAUCUCCAACACUAUUACAACAACCUCAAUCAUCAACCUGUCACCUCACAACUCAAUGCUGCGACAAGAAAAAAGUCGGCCAAAUCCGUCAUUAUGGAAGACAGCUACCUCAUGAAUACAACCAGUAUGAGACCACCCGCUCCUGCUGCUCCUAGUACCAGCAGCGGUGCUGACCAUAAGCAUGCUCCAGGCACCCAACCUUCCAAAGAAGGCCUCGUUCAUGGCUGGGACCAAUAUUACCGACAAUACUACAAUGCGAGUCAUAUCUCCACCGCUAUCUAAACCACACUCCCCUCUCCCCUCUCCCCAUUGAAAUGUUGAAGAGAGCAACAAAAUAUUCCCUCAUAUAUUGAACUCGAUAGUAUUGAUUUACCAUUUGUUUCUAUUCUUCACCUAUUUCACACUGCAUUCUUUCUUUUCUUACUCUCUUCCUCACUCUCUCACUCACACUCUCUUUUAUCAUUCGAUCAUCUGCCCUAUAACAAUAAAAUAUAAAAAUAUGUAUAUAUAAAAAAAAAAAAAAAA